Sorghum bicolor (sorghum) is the source of this 1188-nucleotide messenger RNA. Its product is annotated as NDR1/HIN1-like protein 1. The coding region runs from base 195 to 839 and encodes 214 amino acids. Gene Ontology annotation, biological process: defense response to other organism. The record is from RefSeq and is a predicted model, not a curated record. Lineage: Eukaryota; Viridiplantae; Streptophyta; Magnoliopsida; Poales; Poaceae. The transcript has a single exon.
CUCCCCCUCCAUGAUUUCAACAUGAUCGUAUUUAUAAACAAACACUACUCACCAAUCCCUAAUCCUCCUAUUAAUUAAUAAUAUAAAACCCACUCCCAAACGCCCACACACUACACAACCCCAGCUCACCAUUCCAAGCUCCUCCACCAACACACACACACACCAGCCAGCUCCGAGCUCACCACCAGCCAGCCAUGGGCAAGGACUGCGGCAACCACGCGGACGACGACUUCCGCCAGUCCUGCCGCCGCCUGCUCCUCAUCCUCCUCACCCUCGCGCUCCUCACCGGCGUGAUCGCGCUCAUCAUCUACCUGGUCCUCCGCCCCACCCACCCGCGCUUCUACCUGCAGGACGCCUCGCUCCGGCAGCUCGACCUGACCAACGGCACGGCGCCGCUGCUCUCCACGACGGCGCAGGUGACGCUCGCCUCCCGCAACCCGAACGGCCGCGUCGGCGUCUACUACGACCGCCUCGACGUCUCGGCGUCCUACAAGUACCAGCAGAUCACGCUGGCGUCCAGGCUGCCGCAGGUGUACCAGGGCCACGGCGACGUCGACGUCUGGUCGCCGGUCCUGUCGGGCCCCGGCGUCCCCUUCGCGCCGUUCCUCGCCGACGCGUUGAGCAAGGAUAUUGCAGCUGGGUACCUCAUCUUGCAGGUCAGGAUCGAUGGCAGGGUCAGGUGGAAGGUCGGGAGCUGGGUCUCCGGGCACUACCACAUCUUCGUCACCUGCCCGGCGUACUUCAUCAACGCCGGCGCCGGCAGCGGGUACCGCGGUGGCACGGUGGGCGCGCAUGGGCUCAGGUUCCAGACCGCCACGUACUGCCGUGUCGAGGUCUAGCGACGACGUCGGGGCGACCUUGCUUUCCUUCACGUGGCUCUCUGCUUUUGCUCUGCUUCCUCUGCUCCGGCCGGCCGGCCGGCGAGGUAGGCCAGCUUGUCGUCACAUGUGUCGUGUCUGUCUGUCUGUCCAUACUGAAAAGCAGGUGGUGAAUUGUAAUAAAUGGAGGGAUACAGAGGUAAAAAAAGAAAAAGAACCAGAGGUGUGAGGUAAUUUAGAGAGGGUUAAGUUAACUAGUGUUUCUUGGUGGAUACAAUACAUAUGUUUUUUUGUGUCGUGAUCUUUGUUCGGUUAUUAAGCGUUGAAUUGUUCAUAACCAAAUCUAAAAGUUGAUUCAGUUCAGGUAAAA